Messenger RNA from Tarenaya hassleriana, 1257 nucleotides. RefSeq names its product plant UBX domain-containing protein 7-like. The transcript has a single exon. Gene Ontology annotation, molecular function: ubiquitin binding. The record is from RefSeq and is a predicted model, not a curated record. Gene Ontology annotation, cellular component: nucleus. Gene Ontology annotation, biological process: proteasome-mediated ubiquitin-dependent protein catabolic process. NCBI's taxonomy places the organism in Eukaryota, Viridiplantae, Streptophyta, Magnoliopsida, Brassicales, Cleomaceae. The coding region runs from base 87 to 1196 and encodes 369 amino acids.
UUAUCGUUUUUGGCUACUUGUCAUCUUCCUCGGAGGACUCUGCUUCUCGUGGAAAAGUGUGGAGCCUAUAAAUAACACAUCAAUCAAUGGCUUUCACAGAUCAAUCGAGUGAAGUUUCUGCAAAUCGGAAAAGAUCGAUGAUUUCCGAGACUGAACAACGGAGACUGGUCUCUUUUUUCCUUGAGAUCACGGUCGGAGAGACCGUCGCCACCGCUCGGCGGUUCUUGGCGGCGACAAGCUGGAACCUUGACGAAGCCAUCCUCUUAUUCUACUCCGGAUAUCAGAAGGAUUACGCGGCAGAAGACGAGGUUGACGCUCCGUUGACGCACGAUCCGGCGUGGGAACAAGGUCAAGGAGGGGAUUCGCCGAGAUCUACCGGGGACUCGGCCUCGGUGUACAAGCCUCCUUUUGACCUGAUGUUCAAUGGGUCGCUCCAUCAAGCGAAAUCUGCUGCUUCUGAGGAGGAUAAAUGGCUGAUCGUGAACCUGCAAUCCAGAGAGGAGCUCGCCUCUCACACGCUUAACCGGGACACGUGGGGGGACGAGGUCGUUGCGGAAACCAUCACGAACAACUUCGUCUUCUUGCAGGUUGAACACGACGCCAGCGAUGGUCAGAAGAUUCACACGUUCUACAACGUCGAAACCCUACCCGUGGUUCUCGUGAUUGAUCCGAUAACCGGGCAAAGGAUGCGUCUGUGGUACGGAAUGAUCGAAGGCGAGACCUUGCUCGAGGAACUAGUACCCUUCAUGGACGUUGGUCCUAAACAGCAGCUUCUUCAUAAGAAACGACACCCGAGAUCGACCGCAGAGGAACAAAACCCUUCAUUGGAGACAGUGCCGGAAACUGAAACCCCUUCGUUAGAGACACUGACUUUGUCUGAAAAAGACCAAACUAACGCCAUGCCCAUGUUCCCUCCUCUUCCUCAGGAGCCAAUUGUGGGCGAUCCCCGCUUGUUAUGCAGAGUCGGUUUUCGCUUUCCAGAUGGGCGGAGGCUCGUGAGGAGCUUCCUGAAAACAGAACCCAUUCAGCUUCUUUGGUCUUUCUGCCACUCUCAGAUUCAGGAAUCGGAGAUGAAGCCGUUCAAGCUGGUGGAGACGACGACCCCUCGUUCGGCCAACACUAUCCACUACGACUCCGACCAAACUUUCGAACAAUCUGGCCUCGCCAAUUCCAUCGUCUUGCUCUCUUGGGAAUGAUUGAUUAUCUCAUCCUCUUUGUUCCUUUUUUUCUCUUCCUCUUUAUUUCCAAUCAUAUCAU